This is a messenger RNA of Protomyces lactucae-debilis, 2448 nucleotides long. RefSeq lists its product as uncharacterized. The record is from RefSeq and is a predicted model, not a curated record. NCBI's taxonomy places the organism in Eukaryota, Fungi, Ascomycota, Taphrinomycetes, Taphrinales, Protomycetaceae. The coding region runs from base 61 to 2313 and encodes 750 amino acids. The transcript has a single exon.
GUCGCGUCUUUCCGUCGCGACUUUCACUCUUUGACUCUUUUGCUCUCGACGUGAUGGACGAUGGUCAGGCCUGAGCAAGACAGUGCCAAGGACUACUACAAGACCCUGGGUCUGUCCUUUCCAUGUUCUGCGAUCGAUAUCCGCAAGGCAUUCCUUGACUUGGCGCGCACACAGCACCCAGACAAGAACCCUGGUCGCGAGCAAGAGUUUCAGGUCAAGUUCCAGGAGAUUACGGUUGCGUAUGAUGUACUCAAGGAGCCGUCACUCAAGCGCAUCUAUGAUCAAAUAAGACCUAUUGCGCGGAAGCCUCAGUCGUAUCAGCAGACGCAAAAGCCAGGAGCGCCGAAGCAGUCGGCUUAUGCGCAUACUCACGGUGCAUCCAGUGCACAACGCGCUGCAGCUGCUGCAGCAGGCUCUGCAAGGACUGGCUACGAUUGGAGCAGCUACUUUGAUGAUGUGGGUGCUGGAUACCCAAGACAAGCAAAGACGAGUCCUCGGAAAGCGCCUACAGCAGCCAAACCAGCGCCUGCAGAUACGACUCGUCCACAGUCGACCUAUACAAAAGGGCCGUUCCCUCCGUCGGCAACGAAACCUGGUGUAUUUGGAAAGACUGGACCACAGGUGAACAAGGCCACGAAGCCAGCAGGCAGACCGCAGACGGCACAAUCACAACCAAAGGCAACACCUGAUCCUAAGCCUGCACCGCGCUCUGAACCAAAGACAAGGCCUCCACACGCGAAAACUAGUACAAAGCCAACGCCAGGUCCGUCUGCGGCCCAGGCUGAGCCAGGUUGGUGGCAAAAGAGCAAGUCUGCCUACUCUACAACUGCAGCGUCUGGCAAGUUUGACCCCCGUACGCCUGAUCCUCCAACUGCCUCGAAACAUACAUUCUCUUCGUUUGCGGGAGGCGGAGGCACUUCACCAUUCACUGCGGCAGCCGGCUCCAAAAUACCUUCUCCACCAUCUGCUGGCAGCUCCGGCUCGGCGAGAUUUACCCCUGGCGGCAGGAAAGCGCAAGAAGAAUAUCAAUGGCAGUCUUCACGCACAGCAUAUCAACGGACGCCUCUUUACCGAGAGCGGCACGACAGACCGCUGGAUUCGGAUCGUAUGGACGAUUUGUCCUCGAGUGCAUCAGAGCCAGAGCAUGUGCAGUCAUCCAAUAGCGACUCUGGCGAAGACUACAAACAGAAAAAUCCGCCUAGAAGAACAACCAGGCAUAAAGCUGGUAUUCCUACCGCCGAGCGAAAGACUGCGGUGCCCGUGUCAAGAAAGAAGCAAGACUCUAUGCCUCAUCGAGCGGCACCGACCUUUGCCAGCACAUUCACACCCGUGAAUCCGACACCCACGCCUGAAGCAAGCACGCGCAAGUUUUCAUUCAAGUUCACGCCGCCACCGGUCGAUGCAACCGCUUCGAGAAGAAGUGUCUCUACGCCGCAUGUCGCGAGCCCCCUGUCUUUUAGUAAAGUGCCCGACCUCAAUUUUUCAUCUUCUUCGCCUCAUGUCCAACAUCCUCCGGCACCAGCAGUCAGGACGCCGGAAAAGCGCACACGGGAGGAACCUUUCAGAGAUCCAAGGUAUGCCGAUGCAGAUAUCGAGAAUGCGAGUGAUUCGCAAAAGGAAUCCGCAUCAGAAAGCGAGAAGGAAGCGAAUUUGGAAGCUACCAGUGAUGACAAUGGCAGCGAUAUUGAGCCAAUCUCGGAGCGCAUGACAAAGCCCAGCUUUCCCGCCAAAGAGAACCCCAACUUUGGAAAGGCUGGCUUGGCAAAGAACGACACGCAGGGAGGAAGCAAGCCUGCAUUCGAGUCCAACUCCAAUACAGCGCCUGCGAAAGGCAAGGACCCUACGGUACCGGUGUUCGAGUUUGGCAAGGCUUCGGUAGACUUGCCAGGGCCAUUCACAUUCACUCAUUUGAAGAACGAAUUGCCAAAGAGCAAAGAGAACCCAAACUUUGUCUUCAGUGCGCUUGGUUCAACGCCGCAGUUUGUUUUGAACGCUCCGACAGACGCCUCUUCACGAUUUGCCUUCAAAAUUAGUGCACCAAACAUCCCAGCUGAUCUACUACGAGACCCCAAGUUUGCAAGUCUGAAUAAUGCUGCAUAUGUUGCAGCGUAUCUCAAAACAAAUGAAACCUUCCAAGACUACUGCAAGACCUGGCUCGAGUAUGAACGCAAAGUCUUGCCGCUGUGCGUCACAGACAUUGACAAACGGAAAGAAUACGUGAGCUCACUUCGGGCGCACCAGGUCACACUCAAGAUACACAUGAGCAUGCAGCAAGCACAUCAAGAGCACAUGGAAGCUCAGUUGCUUUCAUAAACGGUAUAGCAUUACUUAAAUACCAUGGUCAAACAGCAAGCUGACACUCUCACCGUUGUGUAUCCGCCGAAUGGCUUCUGCAAAGACUGGCGCCACGUCAAUCACAACCAUCUUGCCACUGCCAUUACUCGCCUU